Molecule: messenger RNA, 2196 nt
Organism: Aspergillus calidoustus
Lineage: Eukaryota; Fungi; Ascomycota; Eurotiomycetes; Eurotiales; Aspergillaceae
Source: the annotation of a GenBank genome assembly
AUGCCUAGUAUACGGGUCUUGAGCCGGGACCACCCUGUCCGCAGUCUAAUAUUGGCCACUUCCGAAGAUGCAAUGAUCUUCAGACAUACCUUAGGCGAGUCCAGGACCGGUGCUUUACCCGCCAGUAAUGAUACACAACGAUGUCUGGUUGAAUUCGCUGGCCUAUCUUCUAUAGAUCUGACAGGCUAUCGCGCCUUGGGAUUUGGCUACGGCACCCUUGGUUUGGUCACUUUAGACCACGACGUCUUUGUUUGUGUGGUCACACGGUCCGUCCAAGCCGCCAGUGUCAGGCCUGGAGAAACCGUCUUGAGAAUUGAAGACGUAGAAUUCUAUUGCCUAAACCGCUCGGAAUAUGAAUCCAGCCUCUACUAUGAUGGGGAUGCAAGCGAAGACUCUGGUCUCGAGGGUCGGCCAGGGCUAACAGACCAUCCUUUUCUAGCGCUCAAAAAGCUCUUGAACGAUGGCAGCUUUUACUACAGCCUUGAUUUCAACCUGACGGAUCGCCUACAGGAUCGUUCCGACAAAUCUACGGCCUUUGACAUUACGUCUCUUGAUAGGGAUGUGCUAUGGAACGCAUAUAUGAUUGAACCUCUUCUUGACUUUCGGUCCCACUUAUCGCCGCACGACAAGCAGCUUCUUGAUUCUUCUCAGAUUCUGACGUGUGUUAUACGAGGCUUCUGUGGAACUUUGACUAUUCCUGCCUCGGUCAGCAUUCUAUCUUCGGUGCGGACAAACAUGCCUUCCAUGUUGACAUUGAUCUCCCGUCUGUCUUCUCGACGCGCAGGCACGCGAUUCAAUGCUCGUGGCAUAGAUGAUGAUGGCAAUGUGGCGAAUUAUGUAGAGACUGAAACCAUCCUCUGGGUACCACCCGGCAUCGCCUUUUCCUAUGUCCAGGUCCGUGGCUCUGUCCCAAUAUUCUGGGAACAAGCCACUGGAUUCCUACCCGGACAACAAAAGAUCGAUGUAACGCGCUCGAUUGAGGCUACACAACAUGCCUUCGAUAAGCAUAUCGAGUCGCUCGAGCUAGAAUAUGGCGCCGUUCAUGUGGUCAACCUUCUAAGUGAACUCAGACCAGGUGAAGUAGAGAUAUCUACGAGGUUCCGUCAACACAUACAAAGGAAUCUCUUGAAUCAGAAAGCAGACUCAGACCAUGCUUUGCUAAGGGCGACAGAGUUUGAUUUUCACGCCGAAGCUCGGGGUCCCUUGGGGUAUGGGGCUGGAGGUGAAAUUAAACAUGAGCUGUUGCACUCACUCAAUGGCUUUGCAUACUUUCUAUCUGAAAGUGCGCCUUCUAGGCGUGGCACAUCUGUUAUUCUACAGCAGGAGGGUGUCUUUCGUACCAAUUGCCUGGAUUGUCUUGACCGUACCAAUCUGGUCCAGACCAUCAUAAGCUCAAUGGCGCUUGAAUCGUUUUUGCUGCACCAGAAUAAGGGGGCGCCGGGCUCAGACAUCCAUCUACGCCAUUCUACUCUCUGGGCCGAUAAUGGCGACGCUCUAUCCAAGAUCUAUGCCGGUACUGGUGCUCUAAGAAGCUCGUAUACACGGCAUGGCAAGAUGUCCUUGGCUGGCGCGUUGGCUGACGCACGCAAAACUGCGGCCAGGCUGUACAUCAACAAUUUCUCCGACAAGGCUCGCCAGAGGACAAUAGAUCUCUUAUUAGGUCGCCUGCCAGAUCAAGCGCCGGUACACCUAUAUGAUCCAAUCAAUGACCUGGUCUCGAGUGAACUGAUGCAAAGGGCAUCGGAAUAUACCUCCAAGAAGACGACCAAUAUCUGGACUGGGACAUUCAAUGUAAACGGCCGUAUUCACGGAUCUGACGUUGACCUCGACCCUUGGCUGUUCCCAGAGGCUAGUGAGCAACACGCCGAACCAACCAUCUUUGCUGUCGGUUUUCAAGAGAUUGUUGCAUUAAGCCCCCAACAAAUCAUGUCCACAGAUCCUACAACCCGCAAGUCAUGGGAGAUGGCUGUGCUAGCCUGUUUGAAUAAACGUUCGGCUUCGCGAGCAGUUCCAAAAUAUGUCCUUUUGCGGUCUGGCCAACUUGUUGGUGCUGCAUUAAUGAUCUACGUGCGUGAAGAUGCCCUCAAAGACAUCAAGAAUGUGGAGGGUAGUGUGAAAAAGGUGAGCACCAAUCAAAACUAUCAUAUCGCUCUCGCUAAUAAUUUGCAAGACUGGACUUUCAGGAAUUGCCGGUAA